GCUGGCCGGGGCCCAGGAGCCUGGCGCUGGCGCUGUGGCCACAGGGGCCGCCCAGGGCUUGCAGGUCCCAAGCGAAGAAAGGGCGGCUUUGUGCCCGUGCGGCCCGCCCGGCACGCAUUCUGCAAGGCUGCGGACACAGAGCAGAACUGUCUGUAGCCCCAGUCCAGCCGUCCCAAAUAAACAAUUCUCGGUACCCGCUCGAGCAUGGCACGAUGCCCCUCACGUGGGCCCUAGGAUCUCGCAUCUCCCCUGCCCUGUGGAGCCUGAUUCCACGCAAGACGCCAAGUGUCAGGAUCCUGUCCCACAUGGCUGGCGGGCUCCAGCCGGCCAGCCUGGUGGUCCUGCCCCAGUCCCUCGCUCCUGCCUUCGAAAGGUUCUGCCAGGCCAACAGCGGCCCUCUGCCCCUGCUGGGCCGGAGCCCGCCAGGCAAGUGGACAGUGCCUGCCCCAGACACCAGGAAUGGCCGUCCCCAGUUCUGGAAAUAUGAGCUGGGUGCCUGCACGGGCAGCGUGACCUCGCUGGAGGAGAACUCAGCGCCACUGAGGGACAUGGUGACUUUUGUCCUGAGCUGCAGCUCCACCCCGGAAGCGGCCUUGGAGAAGGCGGGUCUCCCCUGCAGGACCCCAGCAGGUGGCAGCCUCGCGGGUGCCUACAAGACCACCGUGCCUUGCGCAACCAUCGCUGGCUUCGGCUGCCCCCUGGUGGUCACGAUGAGGCCUGUUCCCCAGGGCCAGUUGGAAAAGCUGGUGCAGGCCAGUUGCUCUCUGGGCCGUGAGCAAGGACGACCCAUUCAUAUCGGAGACCCAGGGCUGCUGGGAAUCAGAGACCUUUCCAGACCCGACUACGGGGACGCAGUGGCCUGUCAGCCUGGGGACGUCCCCGUGUUCUGGCCUUCUCAGCUCACCUGUCUCGAAGCCGUCAGCAGCUGCAAGACCCCGCUGGCUUUCACCAGCGCGCCCGGCUGUACCGUAAUGACCGACCUGAAGGAUGCAGAGGCUCCGGCCGGCUCUCUCACCCCGGAGGGAACUCCCGAGGUCCAUCAGAUUUCCCAAGAUCCUUUGCACUACAGCCUCGCCUCGGCUCAGGCUGUGCGGAAGAUUCGAGAACUCGAAACGAUCAUUGCCGUGGACCCAGGCAACCGGGGCAUCGGGCACCUGCUCGGGGAGGGCGAGCUGCUGCGGGCCGCCCUGUCGCUGUCCCACGCCCGCGCCGUGCUCAUCACCACCGGCUUCCCCACGCACUUCAAACACGAGCCUCCGGAGGAGAACGACGGGCCCCCGGGGGCCGUAGCUCUGGCCGCCUUCCUGCAGGCCCUGUGCAAGGACGUCUCCCUGGUCGUGGACCGGAGAGCCCUGGGCUUGUUCGAGAAGCUCGUCGACGAGGCUGUUGGAGAAGGCGUUCUGGAGACGCGUGUCCCUCUCCUGACUUUUCAAGGUGGACCCGCAGGCGCCGCUCAGAGCUUCCUCUGCAAAGACGGAGACCCCACGUGCCCCAGGUUCGACCACCUGGUGGCCAUCGAGCGAUCGGGGAGGGCGGCCGACGGGAACUACUAUAAUGCAAGGAAGAUGAACAUCAGGCACCUGGUGGACCCCAUCGACGACCUUUUCCUGGCCGCGCAGACGAUUCCUGGGAUCUCAUCCACCGGGGUCGGAGACGGAGGCAACGAGCUGGGAAUGGGGAAAGUGAAGGCGGCCGUGAAGAGGCACAUCCGCAACGGGGAUGUCAUCGCCUGCGACGUGGCAGCCGACUCUGCCGUCAUUGCGGGUGUUUCCAACUGGGGGGGCUACGCCCUGGCCUGUGCGCUCUACGUCCUCAACAGCUGUGCCAUCCACAGGUGCUACCAGAGGAAGGCCAUCGGGCCCCCCAGGGACCCUGGGGAGCAGAGCUGGGCCCGGGCCCUGCCCUCCGUCACUAAGGAAGAGAAGAUGUUGGGCAUCCUGGCACGGCACCAGGUCCGGAGUGGGGUGACGGGCGAAGUGGGCAUGGUGGUGGACGGACUGCCCUUCCACGACACGCAUGCCCCCAUGAUCCAGAAGCUGGUGGACGUCGCCGAGGGGCGGGGCUGACCACACGCACACGGGCCGGGUGCCUGAAGGCGAGUCCCAGACGGCCACGCCUGGGUCUGGGGAGCUCCCCGCACCCCUGCUUCUCUCCACGGCGGGCCAAGAAGCCCCGAGCCUGGCCGAGCAAGGAAAAGGCUCCCCGCGAACCCACUUCCCGCGAGUGGGUGAUGCAGAUAAGGAAGCAUUUGUCUGGGGCUUCGAGUUGUUGCUUUCAUCCGUCCGGUGUGAGAGGCAGGGCCUGUGGUCCUCCCCCGCCCCCGCGGUCGGCUCUGACCCAUCCGACCCAUCACUGACGGGAAUCGCGAGUAGGUAGCUGGCAGGCGGCCCGAGCAGGAGGUAAGGGCCAUGAAUAAUCCCCCGCGCUGGCUCGGGAACGGUAAAACACCGCCGCGUGGCAGGGUGUCUGUGCACGAAGUUCUGGGACUCUCCUGAAAGUCUACUCAGCACCACCACCAGCACAAUGUUUAUACCUUUGAAAAGCUCUCUCUCCUUGGAGGGCUGGGUGUCGGAUCACUGUGUGACUAUAAACGGAUCGUGAACAGCUUUGAGACUAUGAAUCUCGCAGUGACUCAAUUGAAAAAAAUUUAA
Sorex araneus (European shrew) is the source of this 2651-nucleotide messenger RNA. RefSeq names its product D-glutamate cyclase (gene DGLUCY). Gene Ontology annotation, biological process: glutamate metabolic process. Lineage: Eukaryota; Metazoa; Chordata; Mammalia; Eulipotyphla; Soricidae. Gene Ontology annotation, molecular function: D-glutamate cyclase activity. The record is from RefSeq and is a predicted model, not a curated record. The transcript is spliced from 13 exons. Bases 213 to 2066 code for a protein of 617 amino acids.